This is a messenger RNA of Stomoxys calcitrans (stable fly), 492 nucleotides long. RefSeq lists its product as uncharacterized. Lineage: Eukaryota; Metazoa; Arthropoda; Insecta; Diptera; Muscidae. Bases 22 to 492 code for a protein of 156 amino acids. The record is from RefSeq and is a predicted model, not a curated record. The transcript is spliced from 3 exons.
UUGUCUUAUUGUGAGGUACAUAUGUACGCUGACGAUGUACAAAUAUAUAUCGGCAGUCCGAGGGAUGAGAUUGCUGAAAACAUACGUCUGCUUAAUCAUGAUCUGUCAAGAGUCAGCACGUGGGCGAAAGCCAAUGGCCUGUGUCUCAACCCUAUAAAGUCCAAGUGUGUGGUUAUCAGAAACAGGCUGUCUCGUUUUUCAUGUGAUGUCGGUAUAUUCAUUAACGACUCUAGAUUGGAAAUCGUUCCUCAUGCAAAGAACUUGGGCGUUGUUAUUAACAGCACUCUGACUUGGAGUAAUCAUAUCGACUCUGUCGUUGGUCAGGGAUAUUCAAAAUUGCGUGCUCUCUGGGCCACUCAGUCGGUUACUCCGCUGCGGAUUAGGUCUCUCUUGGCAAAGACUUAUCUUGUUCCUGGCAUUCUCUACGGCUGUGAGUUGUUUGCUAAUUGCGACUCGCAAUUGUUGUUCCUAAGAUCAGUUAUACUUACCUAG